Molecule: messenger RNA, 2634 nt
Organism: Gorilla gorilla gorilla (western lowland gorilla)
Lineage: Eukaryota; Metazoa; Chordata; Mammalia; Primates; Hominidae
Gene: GRM6
Product: glutamate metabotropic receptor 6
Exons: 10
Coding region: 1-2634 (877 amino acids)
Biological process (GO): G protein-coupled receptor signaling pathway
Cellular component (GO): membrane
Molecular function (GO): G protein-coupled receptor activity
Source: RefSeq, a predicted model, not a curated record
AUGGCGCGGCCCCGGAGAGCCCGGGAGCCGCUGCUCGUGGCGCUGCUGCCGCUGGCGUGGCUGGCGCAGGCGGGCCUGGCGCGCGCCGCGGGCUCUGUGCGCCUGGCGGGCGGCCUGACGCUGGGCGGCCUGUUCCCGGUGCACGCGCGGGGCGCGGCGGGCAGGGCGUGCGGGCCGCUGAAGAAGGAGCAGGGCGUGCACCGGCUGGAGGCCAUGCUGUACGCGCUGGACCGCGUUAACGCCGACCCCGAGCUGCUGCCCGGCGUGCGCCUGGGCGCGCGGCUGCUGGACACCUGCUCGCGGGACACCUACGCGCUGGAGCAGGCGCUGAGCUUCGUGCAGGCGCUGAUCCGCGGCCGCGGCGACGGCGACGAGGUGGGCGUGCGCUGCCCAGGAGGCGUCCCUCCGCUGCGCACCGCGCCCCCCGAGCGCGUCGUGGCCGUCGUGGGCGCCUCGGCCAGCUCCGUCUCCAUCAUGGUCGCCAACGUGCUGCGCCUGUUUGCGAUACCCCAGAUCAGCUAUGCCUCCACAGCCCCGGAGCUCAGCGACUCCACGCGCUAUGACUUCUUCUCCCGGGUGGUGCCACCCGACUCCUACCAGGCGCAGGCCAUGGUGGACAUCGUGAGGGCACUGGGAUGGAACUAUGUGUCCACGCUGGCUUCCGAGGGCAACUAUGGUGAAAGUGGGGUCGAGGCCUUCGUUCAGAUCUCCCGAGAGGCUGGGGGGGUCUGUAUUGCCCAGUCUAUCAAGAUUCCCAGGGAACCAAAGCCAGGAGAGUUCAGCAAGGUGAUCAGGAGACUCAUGGAGACGCCCAACGCCCGGGGCAUCAUCAUCUUUGCCAAUGAGGAUGACAUCAGGCGGGUCCUGGAGGCAGCUCGCCAGGCCAACCUGACCGGCCACUUCCUGUGGGUCGGCUCAGACAGCUGGGGAGCCAAGACCUCACCCAUCUUGAGCCUGGAGGACGUGGCCGUCGGGGCCAUCACCAUCCUGCCCAAAAGGGCCUCCAUCGACGGAUUUGACCAGUACUUCAUGACUCGAUCCCUGGAGAACAACCGCAGGAACAUCUGGUUCGCCGAGUUCUGGGAAGAGAAUUUUAACUGCAAACUGACCAGCUCAGGUACCCAGUCAGACGAUUCCACCCGCAAAUGCACAGGCGAGGAACGCAUCGGCCGGGACUCCACCUAUGAGCAGGAGGGCAAGGUGCAGUUUGUGAUUGAUGCGGUGUACGCCAUUGCCCACGCCCUCCACAGCAUGCACCAGGCACUCUGCCCUGGGCACACAGGCCUGUGCCCGGCGAUGGAACCCACCGAUGGGCGGACGCUUCUGCAGUACAUUCGAGCUGUCCGCUUCAAUGGCAGUGCAGGAACCCCUGUGAUGUUCAACGAGAACGGAGAUGCGCCCGGGCGGUACGACAUCUUCCAGUACCAGGCGACCAAUGGCAGUGCCAGCAGUGGCGGGUACCAGGCAGUGGGCCAGUGGGCAGAGAUCCUCAGACUGGAUGUGGAGGCCCUGCAGUGGUCUGGCGACCCCCACGAGGUGCCCUCGUCUCUGUGCAGCCUGCCCUGCGGGCCGGGGGAGCGGAAGAAGAUGGUGAAGGGCGUCCCCUGCUGUUGGCACUGCGAGGCCUGUGACGGGUACCGCUUCCAGGUGGACGAGUUCACAUGCGAGGCCUGUCCUGGGGACAUGAGGCCCACGCCCAACCACACGGGCUGCCGCCCCACACCUGUGGUGCGCCUGAGCUGGUCCUCCCCCUGGGCAGCCCCGCCGCUCCUCCUGGCCGUGCUGGGCAUCAUGGCCACUACCACGGUGGUGGCCACCUUCGUGCGGCACAACAACACGCCCAUCGUCCGGGCCUCGGGCCGAGAGCUCAGCUACGUCCUCCUCACAGGCAUCUUCCUCAUCUACGCCAUCACCUUCCUCAUGGUGGCUGAGCCUGGGGCCGCGGUCUGUGCCGCCCGCAGGCUCUUCCUGGGCCUGGGCACGACCCUCAGCUACUCUGCCCUGCUCACCAAGACCAACCGUAUCUACCGCAUCUUUGAGCAGGGCAAGCGCUCGGUCACACCCCCUCCCUUCAUCAGCCCCACCUCGCAGCUGGUCAUCACCUUCAGCCUCACCUCCCUGCAGGUGGUGGGGGCGAUAGCAUGGCUGGGGGCCCGGCCCCCACACAGCGUGAUUGACUAUGAGGAACAGCGGACGGUGGACCCCGAGCAGGCCAGAGGGGUGCUCAAGUGCGACAUGUCGGAUCUGUCUCUCAUCGGCUGCCUGGGCUACAGCCUCCUGCUCAUGGUCACGUGCACAGUGUAUGCCAUCAAGGCCCGUGGCGUGCCCGAGACCUUCAACGAGGCCAAGCCCAUCGGCUUCACCAUGUACACCACCUGCAUCAUCUGGCUGGCAUUCGUGCCCAUCUUCUUUGGCACUGCCCAGUCAGCUGAAAAGAUCUACAUCCAGACAACCACGCUAACCGUGUCCUUGAGCCUGAGUGCCUCGGUGUCCCUCGGCAUGCUCUACGUACCCAAAACCUACGUCAUCCUGUUCCAUCCAGAGCAGAAUGUGCAGAAGCGAAAGCGGAGCCUCAAGGCCACCUCCACGGUGGCAGCCCCACCCAAGGGCGAGGAUGCAGAGGACCACAAGUAG